Messenger RNA from Andrographis paniculata, 1283 nucleotides. RefSeq lists its product as uncharacterized. The record is from RefSeq and is a predicted model, not a curated record. The transcript is spliced from 3 exons. Lineage: Eukaryota; Viridiplantae; Streptophyta; Magnoliopsida; Lamiales; Acanthaceae. The coding region runs from base 528 to 890 and encodes 120 amino acids.
CACAGCCGCCCGAUGCGCUCUUGUCUCCGCUCUCUCCUCAGGCCAGUUCGAACCGUUGCACCUUCGCUAGCCGCCGCAGUCCAGCCGGUUCGUGUAUUCCACCGCUAGUAGCACCUCCUCCGCCGCGCGCUGCUCCCAAUCUCAAACUACUCCUAUACGGUUGUUCUGCGCUGCCGCUGAUGAUCAGCCGCGAGUCACCGGUGGAUAUUUCAGGGAAGUCAUUUACUCUUGAUCUAUAUUGCAUUCUUUUAAGAAACCUCUAUCGAUUAUUGCCUAGAUAUUAUAUAAAAUAAGUUGAUGAUGAAUAAUUUUAAUUUGGGCGAUUUUCGUAGAGGCUCUUUGAUGUAAUUGAUAAAUGGAUGCAUAUAAAUGAUUGAGAAUGAUGUUGUGAUGGUGAAAUUGUCGACACAUGGAAUACAUAUUUGAGAUUUAUGUUUGGUAUCGGGUAUAAUUGCUAGUGCAAAUGUUUUGUGGAAUUUAUUGAGGAAUUGUAAUUUUAUUGUUGAAUUCUUUUGCGUGAAGGCACGAUGGGCAAGGUGCAAGAGUUGGAUCCCUCCUACUACCCCGACCAGUGCGAGUCUAGGGUCUCUUUCUUAGUGGCCGGUCGCCCGCACCUAUUCCAGGCGUUGAGGAGUUGGCAAAUUUUGGGCAUAUUGGAGAGAAAAGCAGAACGCAGGAAGUCCUUAAGCGUGAUCACAAAGCAGAAAAAAAUGAAAAUUGUAAAAAGGUCCUUCGAGAGGAGAAGAGAAGGGGACUACCACGUUCUCUACCACGAUCUCACCUACAACCUAUUUAUGAGAGAGAAGAGAAGCGAAGGAAGAACAGUACGUACGGGAACUUUGGAGAGCAACGCAGAAGAACUUCCGGGCACCCUUUUUCUUCAUUUCUAGAAUUGGUUUGUUGUCGAUUUUUAAACUUGAAGGCAUGAUGAACUCUUUGAUUUAUUUUAUAUUUUUAAUUGCUAUGGAUUGCGAGUAGUGUAGGUAUGAAUUGAUUUUCGGGAUUGAAAUUGUGAGACUUGGUUUCGAUUAAAAUUGGUGUUCAUCGAUGUUGGGUAUUUUUAAUUCUUCUAAUUGAGGAGUUUAGAAAUCCUGAAUUGAUUAUUGCGCACGUAUCAAUUUAGUAUUUCAUAGCUAUAUGGGGGAUUGGCAUACGAAAUUGUGUAAUUUUCCAAUUAGCGUAGCAACCUAGAGAAGAACACUAUAGGGAAGAAUUAAAAUCAGUUUUUAAACAAAUCCUCGUAGGAGCUUGUUAAAUUGAAUUGGGCCUUUCUAGUUUUUACU